AUGGAUGGCUGGGAGGAGGAGUGGGAGGCCGUCGCCGAGGACGGCCAUGAGGAGGAGGAGGAAGAGGAUGAAGAUGCCAGGUGGAGACGGCUGGAGGCGGAGGAGGCAGUUGAGGAGGCGGCGGCGGAAAAGAAGGAGACAAGGGCCCGGGCGAAGGCGAAGAGGGAGGUGCAGCAGGCGUGCACCGACGACGACGAAGACACCAAGGACUACUCGUCGGAGGGGGACACAAGCUACUCGGACGCGUCGAACGCCACUACCUCUGUGGAAGAGGUGAUGAGUAGAAAGCGCCUCCGUGAGGACGACGAGGCGAGACCAUAA
Lolium perenne is the source of this 321-nucleotide messenger RNA. The record is from RefSeq and is a predicted model, not a curated record. NCBI's taxonomy places the organism in Eukaryota, Viridiplantae, Streptophyta, Magnoliopsida, Poales, Poaceae.